AUGGCAAACAGCUACGAUUUCAUCGUUGUCGGAGCGGGCACUGCAGGUCUUCUCCUCGCCACGCGUCUGGCAACUGCACUACCGGAUCACACAGUGGUGGUUCUGGAGUCUGGAAGUGCAUACCCCGAUAAUACACAUCUGUGCCAGUAUGACAAGUUCCAGGUAUUUGAGCGGCCGGAUUUGGACCUUGGCUAUGUUUCGACGCCCCAAGCCUUCCUCAGGGAUCGAGAAAUCCCAUAUUUCCGUGGAAAGGGACCAGGAGGCUCUUCAAACAUCAACUUCAUGGUUUAUCUAUAUGGUUCUGGAGAGGAUUAUAACCAUUGGGCUGAGCUUGUUGGUGAUGACUUUUGGAGGUGGGAUCAGACCCAGAGGAGAUUUAAAGAGAUAGAGACGUUCCACACGGAGGUCCCUGGGGUUUUGAAAAAGUAUGCUCAUCCUUUGACAGAGGACCACGGCCAGAAAGGGCCCCUCCAUGUGAGCUUGCCGUCUCACCCGGAGAAUGGAAUAACGGGAAUUUUGGAUGCUGCUACGAGAUAUGGUAUGCCAUUAAACCUAGACGUUAAUUCGGGGUGCCCAAUCGGGAUAUCUAUCGCGCCUAGUUCGUCUUUCAAAGGCUAUCGCUCUACCAGUGAAUCGAUAUACACCAGCCGUCGCCCCGGAAAUUUGACUAUGGUGACUGAUGCAAAAGUUGCCAAAAUUACUUUUGAAAACAAGGUUGCCGUUGGUGUCGAAACAAUUGAUGGCAGAACAUUUGUCGCGAAUCAGGAAGUAAUAUUGUCAGCGGGUUGUUUUGACACUCCGAAGAUCCUGUUAUUAUCCGGCAUUGGCCCCAAGGAAGAGCUGUCCCAGCACAAUAUUCAGGUCAUUCAUGAUCUCCCUGGAGUAGGCAAAAAUCUAUCGGACCACGUCUUGGUUUGUUUAGGAGCAUCAUACGCACAAGGUUUCGGCCUCCUCGAUCGAUGGAAAUUUGACUCUGAUCCAGAUGCCCGUCGAGCCGCGCGGGAACAAUGGAAACAAGACGGAACAGGGGUGAUAAAUCUACAUCGGUCUUGUAUGAUCACAGGGUGGUUAAAGGAAGAAGCCAUUCUGAAAACAGAUGAAUAUCAGAGCUUAGGAACACUCUCGAAGCAGCACCUGGCUCAUGGUUCUGUUCCCCAUUAUGAAAUAAUUUUCGGAGGACCUCAGAUUCCCCCGACGUACGUCAUUCCGGAGGGCACAUCAUUUCUGUGUGCCGGAGUUGGUCUUAUGAAUAUGCAGUCUAGGGGUGAAGUUACGCUGAAAUCCGCGAACCCGAACAAUAAUCCCAUCAUUAACCCAAAUUACAUGUCUCACCCUUAUGAUCGACGAAUGCUGAGCCUUGCAGUCAGGGAAAUCAUGAAAUUUUUCGAAUCUGGGGCGAUUGAACCGGAAUUUAACGGGUAUGUGCUGGCACCGAAAAGCCAAUCAGAUGAAGAUAUCUACGAAUUCAUAGAAGAACAAUUACUCCCCAUUUUUCAUGCCAAUGGUACGGUAAAAAUGGGUAAAGCUGAUGACUCCGCAGCCUGUACCGACCCAAAUUUCCGAGUAUAUGGCGUUGAAAAGUUGCGGGUAGUUGAUUUGAGUAUCUGUCCAAUGACGCCAAACAACCAUCUCCAAGCUACAGCGUACCUGGUAGCGCAGGCUGCUUUCGAAAAAAUGAUAGCGGAAUAUAGCGGGGUUAGCCUCCCUCGAGAUGGAGGAGGGCAUAGCAUUCCUGCUUAA
Messenger RNA from Paracoccidioides brasiliensis Pb18, 1740 nucleotides. RefSeq lists its product as uncharacterized. Gene Ontology annotation, molecular function: flavin adenine dinucleotide binding; oxidoreductase activity, acting on CH-OH group of donors. The transcript is spliced from 8 exons. The record is from RefSeq and is a predicted model, not a curated record. The coding region runs from base 1 to 1740 and encodes 579 amino acids.